AUGACAGAGACCGCCGUCGAGUCCCCCGCCGAGGCCAUCGCCAUUCCUUCGGCGGAGCCCGUUGUCGCCGAUGCACCUCCGGUAGCCGACCCCGUCGAGAAGAAGGCCAACGGCAAAGCCACAACACCCAAAACCGCCGCCUCGAGCCCUCUCAACCGCCUCGCCGCGACGCCUUCGGCCAUCGAUGAUGUUAUACGCCAUAUCCAUCGCGCCAUCCGCACGCGCGGCGGCACCGACUGUGUCCUGCUCUUCACCACCUACUCUGCCCGUCUCGUCGGAGCCCUUCUGAACCUCCUGGGCCGGACUACUCUCCGCCACUCGGCCCGUAAGCUGGUCGAGCUGGCUUUCAAGCUGCCGCCCUCGAGCACCGUCGUCCUGUCCACCGCGACCGCGCCGCCGCUGGCCACCCUUGCGCUCAACCUCUCCAAGCGCAUCCAGGGUUUCACCGACAUGUUGGGCGAAUGGCGCACCAUGAACCGUCUAUGGGGUAUCUUUGCCACAUACCUUGGACUUAGAGACCUCAUCCUGCGCAUUCGAGGCAAGAAGGUUGAUGAGAAUGGCGAAAAGGUGCCUCCUCCUAGCCGAUUCAACACCAUUAUCGAGCUUAUACAGUACACCCUCCUCAUCGGAUACCACUUUGGCGAGGCCACCUGGCUGCUCACCGCCAAGGGCGCGACCAACCUGUCUCAAAAGACGGGUGGCAAGCUCGCCAUCUGGGGCGCGCGUUCGUGGAGCGCCUGGGUCUUCCUGGAGCUGUUCCGUUUGCUGGUCGAACGCGCGCGCAGGACGCCCACCGGAGACGUCGCCGCCGAGGAGGAGUGGCAGACCAACUGGAAGGCCGACUUUGUGGGAACCCUGCCCUGGGCUCCCCUGUCGGUUCAUUGGAGUAGCGAAGGCGGUCUGCUCCCCGAGCUUGCUAUUGCUGCUCUCGCGACUUGGCCCGCGACCGUCAACAUCAAGAACCUGUGGCGCCAGACUGCCUAA
Messenger RNA from Fusarium vanettenii 77-13-4, 984 nucleotides. RefSeq lists its product as uncharacterized. Lineage: Eukaryota; Fungi; Ascomycota; Sordariomycetes; Hypocreales; Nectriaceae. The transcript has a single exon. The coding region runs from base 1 to 984 and encodes 327 amino acids. The record is from RefSeq and is a predicted model, not a curated record.